GAUGUGCGCCGGGAAGGGGACCAGAGAGCGAGGCUCCGGGGAGGCGCAGGCACCUACAGGGCCGAUCCCUGGUCCGCGCCUCGCGCCGCGCCCCCGCCCCCGCCCCCGCCCGAGCUCGGCAGUGGGAGGAGAAUGUGGAAGUCAACUUCAAGCAGAUUGACUUGAAGCGGGAUCUCAUUUGGGAAGCGUAAGUGUCCGAUAAAAACUGUGUGUUUUUUUUAUUUGGAAAAUACUCAAGUUCCAGUUGCUCAUAAUUCUCCUCCACUUUCUGAAAACCUGGCAAUCCCAUGUGGACUUCUGGUAGAAUGAGCAAUGCAAAGAACUGGCUUGGACUUGGCAUGUCCUUGUACUUCUGGGGACUGAUGGACCUUACGACCACCGUUCUCUCGGGUACCCCAACACCACAAGGUGAAUUAGAAGCACUCCUGUCAGACAAGCCACAGUCACAUCAGCGGACCAAAAGGAGCUGGGUUUGGAACCAGUUUUUCGUUCUGGAAGAGUACACUGGGACCGACCCUUUGUAUGUCGGCAAGCUUCAUUCAGAUAUGGACAGGGGAGAUGGAUCCAUCAAAUACAUCCUCUCGGGAGAAGGUGCUGGCAUCGUAUUUACCAUCGACGACACCACAGGAGACAUCCAUGCCAUUCAGAGACUCGAUCGAGAGGAAAGAGCCCAGUAUACUUUAAGGGCUCAAGCCCUAGACAGGCGGACGGGCAGGCCCAUGGAGCCAGAGUCAGAGUUCAUCAUCAAAAUUCAAGACAUCAAUGACAACGAGCCCAAGUUCCUGGAUGGACCUUAUGUCGCCACUGUGCCAGAAAUGUCCCCAGUGGGUACCUCUGUCAUCCAAGUGACAGCCACGGAUGCAGAUGACCCGACCUACGGCAACAGUGCCCGGGUGGUGUACAGCAUUCUUCAGGGCCAGCCAUAUUUUUCUGUGGACUCUAAAACAGGUGUAAUUAGGACAGCGCUCAUGAACAUGGACAGAGAAGCCAAAGAAUACUACGAAGUGAUUAUCCAAGCCAAGGAUAUGGGAGGGCAGCUUGGAGGAUUAGCUGGGACCACAACAGUCAACAUCACCCUCUCAGAUGUCAAUGACAACCCACCCCGCUUUCCUCAGAAACAUUACCAGAUGAGUGUGUUGGAAUCAGCUCCAAUUAGCUCCACUGUCGGGAGAGUGUUUGCCAAGGACUUGGAUGAAGGCAUAAAUGCAGAGAUGAAAUACACUAUUGUGGAUGGAGAUGGUGCAGAUGCCUUUGACAUUAGCACAGAUCCCAAUUUCCAAGUUGGUAUCAUAACUGUGAAGAAGCCCUUGAGUUUUGAAAGCAAGAAAAGCUACACCUUAAAGGUGGAGGGAGCCAAUCCUCACCUAGAGAUGCGUUUUCUGAACUUGGGCCCAUUUCAGGACACAACAACAGUGCACAUCAGUGUGGAAGACGUGGACGAGCCCCCCAUGUUUGAACCUGGCUUUUACUUUGUGGAGGUGCCUGAGGAUGUGGCGAUUGGAACAACCAUACAGAUCCUUUCUGCCAAGGACCCAGAUGUGACCAACAACUCAAUCAGAUACUCCAUUGAUAGAAGCAGUGACUCUGGAAGAUUUUUCUAUGUUGACAUUACAACAGGUGCCCUAAUGACAGCAAGACCCCUAGACCGGGAAGAAUUUUCUUGGCAUAAUAUCACUGUCCUUGCUAUGGAAAUGAACAAUCCCUCCCAGGUUGGAAGUGUUCCUGUCACAAUCAAAGUCUUAGAUGUGAAUGACAAUGCUCCGGAGUUCCCCAGAUUCUAUGAAGCUUUUGUCUGUGAGAACGCCAAGGCAGGACAGCUGAUCCAGACAGUGAGUGCAGUGGACCAAGAUGACCCACGCAAUGGUCAGCAUAUCUACUACAGCUUGGCUCCUGAGGCUGCUAACAACCCCAACUUUACCAUAAGGGACAACCAAGAUAACACAGCACGGAUUCUAACCAGGAGGUCUGGUUUCCGGCAGCAGGAGCAGAGUGUCUUUUACCUGCCUAUCCUGAUAGCAGAUAGCGGGCAGCCCGUGCUGAGCAGCACAGGCACACUGACCAUCCAAGUGUGCAGCUGUGAUGACGAUGGCCACGUCAUGUCCUGCAGCCCAGAGGCCUACAUGCUCCCAGUCAGUUUGAGCCGGGGUGCCCUCAUUGCCAUCCUGGCCUGCAUCUUCGUCCUCUUAGUGCUGGUGUUGCUCAUUUUGUCCAUGAGGCGGCACCGGAAACAACCAUACAUCAUCGACGACGAGGAAAACAUCCACGAGAACAUCGUCCGCUAUGACGACGAGGGCGGCGGCGAGGAGGACACCGAAGCCUUCGACAUCGCGGCCAUGUGGAACCCCCGGGAGGCGCAGGCGGGGACCGCCCCCAAGACGCGGCAGGACAUGCUGCCCGAGAUCGAGAGCCUCUCCCGCUACGUGCCUCAGACAUGCGCAGUGAACAGCACCGUCCACAGCUACGUGCUGGCCAAGCUCUACGAGGCCGACAUGGACCUGUGGGCGCCGCCCUUCGACUCCCUUCAGACGUACAUGUUCGAGGGCGACGGCUCUGUGGCGGGGUCGCUGAGCUCCCUGCAGUCCGCCACGUCGGACUCGGAACAGAACUUCGACUUCCUGACGGACUGGGGGCCCCGCUUCCGGAAGCUGGCCGAGCUCUACGGGGCGUCGGAGGGACCCGCGCCACUGUGGUGACGGAAGCCAGGAGGCGGGCGCGCGUCCAAAUCCAGACGUUCUCCGCGGGUGCUUCGCGGACAAAGCGCAGCCGACCACAAGAGCAAUACUGUGCUGGAGAGUGAGAAUGGGGGAGAACGGGCGAACAGAGCUCUCUCUGGACAGAGCUCAGCUUUACUUGGGUAGAUUAAGUUAAAUAAGCAAAAGGAAACCCAGGAAGUAGAGGGCAGAAUCUUCAAUUACCUUUUUUUCUUUUCUUUUUGAUUUUUCUGACACUGUGCGAAGGCUUGGAGUCCAACGUGUUAUGACAAGGGUGACUUUUCUCUGCCAUUCGCUAAGGCGUUUGUCGCUUUUCCACCACAGAAAGGCUCUGGCCUUGGAUACAGAGAUGCCAAUUGAAAGCAGAAAGUUCUAAUCUCAUAUCUGUUUUUUAUCUUAUUCUCCAUUUAAGAGUUUU
This is a messenger RNA of Rhinopithecus roxellana (golden snub-nosed monkey), 3129 nucleotides long. RefSeq names its product cadherin 20 (gene CDH20). The record is from RefSeq and is a predicted model, not a curated record. NCBI's taxonomy places the organism in Eukaryota, Metazoa, Chordata, Mammalia, Primates, Cercopithecidae. Gene Ontology annotation, biological process: cell-cell junction assembly; multicellular organism development; cell morphogenesis. Gene Ontology annotation, molecular function: cadherin binding; calcium ion binding. The transcript has 12 exons. The coding region runs from base 288 to 2693 and encodes 801 amino acids. Gene Ontology annotation, cellular component: catenin complex; plasma membrane; adherens junction.